Molecule: messenger RNA, 774 nt
Organism: Cyphellophora attinorum
Lineage: Eukaryota; Fungi; Ascomycota; Eurotiomycetes; Chaetothyriales; Cyphellophoraceae
Product: Alpha-ketoglutarate-dependent dioxygenase-like protein
Exons: 1
Coding region: 1-774 (257 amino acids)
Source: RefSeq, a predicted model, not a curated record
AUGGAUCCGCGAAUCCUACAAGACCACAUCAUCCCUUCCCUUCCCCCAACCGCCUACUACAUCCCCUCCUUCCUAUCCCCAAGCGAGUCAACUCACAUCUUCAACACCAUCACCUCCCUUCCGCCCCACAAAUGGCACCAACUAACCCACCGCCGCCUCCUCUCCCUCCCUUCGCCCCUCACCGGCACCAAUCGCGACAACCUCCUCGCCACCACCCCUCUCCCAACCUACCUCACGGACCCAAUCCUCACGAGCUUCUCGGAACUAGGCAUCUUCCACGACUCGCCACACAAAGCGCCGAACCACGUACUGGUGAACGAAUACCAACCAGGCCAGGGAAUCAUGCCGCACACAGACGGACCCGCGUAUUGGCCGGUGACUGCGACUGUGAGUUUGGGUGGACAUACGGUGUUGGAUAUUUACGAGAGGACGCCUUCUACUUCUGUGUCGACGAAUGAUUCUGCAGAGGGUGAUGAUUCGGGGUUGCAGAGCAACGAAGUGGCAACGAGGAGGCCAAAGUGGCGCGUCCUCCAGGAGCCGGGGAGUCUGCUUGUCACGACUGGCGAGCUGUACACGGAGACGUUGCAUGGGAUUGCGGAAGUAGAGGUGGAUGAAGAUCUGGGGCCGGAGGAGAUCGCGAAUUGGGAUUUGUUGGGUGAUAAGGCGGCGUAUGAGGUUGACGGCGGGAGAAAGAGGAGGGAGACGAGGAUCAGUCUGACGUAUCGAGACGUGAGGAAGGUUAGCAAGGGGUUAAAGUUCUUGGGGAAACGGUGA